This is a messenger RNA of Macroventuria anomochaeta, 915 nucleotides long. RefSeq lists its product as uncharacterized. The transcript has a single exon. The coding region runs from base 1 to 915 and encodes 304 amino acids. The record is from RefSeq and is a predicted model, not a curated record. Lineage: Eukaryota; Fungi; Ascomycota; Dothideomycetes; Pleosporales; Didymellaceae.
AUGCAGCUCAUUACUGUCCUUUCCGUCGCGACCUCCAUGAUCGCUACUGCUACUGCCAACGUCAGGAGCGCAGUCGAGCUUAACUCAGAGUGCAAUGCCAGCGAGCCCAUGGCUCGUAUUCACAACCGUUGCAGCUACGACGUUCACCUUUGGUCCGUUUACAAGGGCGACGGCUGCCCUACUGAUGAGAUGGUCACCCUGAAGACUGGCGAGACCUACCGGGAGAACUACGCCAACGCCCAGGGUGGAUCCGUCGGUGUCUCUAUCAAGAUCUCUAAGUCCCAGCAGUGCAAGGGCAACGACAUCACUCAGCUUGAGUACUUCAUCCAGAGGGACUCCCCUGGCUUCAACUUCAACUACCUCGAUGUCUCCUACGUUGACUGCCCUUCCGACACUGCCGACUGCCCCACCAGGCAAGAGGGUUACUACCUAGUCGCUGGUGACCAGACUGGCUUUACCAAGGCUUCUUCCGACAACUCCUGGUGCCCGGUCAUGUCCUGCAACGACCCUGCCUCUUGCAACAAGAUCUCAUACGUCCUUGCCGAUGACGUCCAGACCAAGACUUGCGAUCCCGGCCAGAGCAUGGACUUCUACAUGUGCGGUGGAGAGGCUCCUGGUGAGAGCGCCAGCAGCGCCAGCAGCGCUGCUCCCAAGUCCUCUGCUGCUCCUUCCACCAAGAAGGCAUCUUCCUCCACGGCCCAAGCCACUUCCAGCGCUGCUGCUUCCUCCACUGAGGACAGCUACGAGACCGAGUUCAAAGUCGCCGCCGCUGCUGUCACCCCUGCUCCUGAGGCUGAGCAGGUCAACAACCAGAAGACCAAGACCGAGGUCGUCUACGUUACCGCGUACGAGACCAUCAACGCUAAGAGGCACGCUCACGGCCACGGUCGCCGUCACCAGCCCUUCCACGCAUAA